CAAAUGUCGGAUACUUUUGAAGGAUUAUGUAUUUAUCCUAGCAUUCCACUUAUUACUUUUCCUUCGGCAUCUUUGAUUCCUCUAAUUUGAGAAAUGUUGGUUUGAUUCACGAAUCUGUCCUGUAGUUUUAGUGGGUCAACAUCACUCUAUUCUCAGGCCUUAAUCAAUUUGAAGAAGACCAAGGUCAUUGUAGUAGGCUAUCGUCUCUUCUUUUACGCGCUGCCAUUUGCGCAUUCGUAAAACGGAUGUUUACACAGCCAGACACACACACACAGCCAUCAAACACGUGGGCCUGUAUCAAAAAAAUCUAAUCAAAUCAUAUGGCCAGCCGUCAUACGGAAAGGUUCGGCUAAGAUCGAGCCCUAUACAGCCUGGUCACAACUUCAAACUGUGAAUUGCUGUGCAGGUUUGCACGCACAUGAGACAGAGCCCACCCACGCCUGAAGCUAUAAAUGUGUAGUGCGUCCGAGCGCCCUCACACCGAACUCCCAGUCGCCAGUAGUUGGAGGUUUUGCGCGCCAAGGGACUCAGCCGUUCCGGUUUCAGCUAUGUCUGGGUUAACACUUAGCAACGUCUGCCAUGGGGCUUUACUGACUUAUCUGGUGUUUUUUUCGGUGCUUUCUCUCACUACCGCUGUGAGCUUCGAUUUGACAGAGCUAAGGAAUAAAGUUGCAAAGAUUAAAGUGAACCCGAGAGGCAAUCUUUGGGCUACAGGACACUUUAUGGGCAAGAAAAGUGUGAUGGACAAGCCUCUGCUGUCAUCCGCCGAUGGGCAAGGUGUUGACGCGCUGCAGGUGGCACUGGGUCCGGAGCAGGACGACCUGGGGAACAUCUUCCAGGAGGUUCUGCGGGUCGCUCUACAAGCGCAGAUCGACACGCAAGAGACCCGCUCUAAAAAGCAGGAGUCAGAGUUGUUGAUGAAGAUUUUGGAGAGCUACGUCGACAGCAGCAAAAAGUGAGGCGUGGGGAAAGCACUGCUGAGUGCUGACUGCUACUACGCAAAUGGACAAUUAAUAAGCAUCGCGAUGUCACUGAUGUUCUCAUGCAUCCUCUUGAUUGUAACUCCCAGCUGCACAGUAAUAUACAAACGCUGUUUUUGGUUGAUUUGAUUUGGCCAGUGGAUAUUUGAUCUCAAAUGUAGCCUAUUACCUUACAAUAUGUGUUUGCAUAUGUGGAGUGUAUGCUUCAAAUAAAUAUCAUUAAUUUAUUUAA
This is a messenger RNA of Gadus morhua (Atlantic cod), 1212 nucleotides long. RefSeq names its product neuromedin Bb (gene nmbb). The record is from RefSeq and is a predicted model, not a curated record. Gene Ontology annotation, cellular component: neuron projection. The transcript has 3 exons. Lineage: Eukaryota; Metazoa; Chordata; Actinopteri; Gadiformes; Gadidae. Gene Ontology annotation, molecular function: neuromedin B receptor binding; neuropeptide hormone activity. Gene Ontology annotation, biological process: neuropeptide signaling pathway; positive regulation of hormone secretion. Bases 453 to 959 code for a protein of 168 amino acids.